UGUGCUGUGUUUUGUCUCCCUGUCAGAGAUGUGGUACUGGGUGUUCCUGUGGUGUCUCUUCUCCUCGCUCUUUGUCCACGGGGCGGUGGGGCUGCUCAUGUUGGUCAUGCUGCAGCGCCACAAGAGGGGCCGCCUCAUCACGCUGGUGCUGGUCAGCGUGGGUUUCCUCGCCUCCCUCUCCGGAGGCGUCAUCACCAGCGCGGCGGUGGCGGGGGUGUACCGUGUGGCAGGGAAGGACAUGGCACCACUGGAGGCUCUGGUGUUCGGCGUGGGCCAGACCACCCUCUCUGUCAUCAUAUCCUUCUCACGCAUCCUGGCGACUUUGUGAAGCAAACCCUCGACGUCCUGAUGGACAGACGCUGAGACGAGAGCGAAUGAAUCGAGCCAAUCUGAGACUUGUAGCUGCUCAUCAUGGUGGAGUUUGUGGAAGGAGAGGAGGUAAAAAUUGCUCUGGGCCUUUGGGGCUGGAUGCAGGUGUGAGCGCUCCCCAGUGUCCGUGCUAUGUUACUGCCACAAUCACAGAGGGAACUCAAUGCAGGCCGGGUGACAGAGAGCAGCCCCAAGGCGGACACGGCGGCAUCCUCAGCUUCUGGACUUGAAAGCCAUGUUGUGGGUGUUUUCAGAGUUACAUCACUUCUUUGUGCCAACAGCCUUCUCUGGUACAUCCAGAUGCCUUUGUGGCCACUGACUCCUGAAGGCUUUCUGUUGCAAAGUUGGGAAAAAACAAACCUCUUUUUUCAAAAACAGCAGAGUGACGACAUGUAAUGAUGAUCUGACGAUCUCCUUUGGUGAUCAGCGUGAGAACAAAAGUAGAGCAAUGAAGGCAUGUUUAGGGAGUGACAACCCAAAAGUGUUCAUCAGCAAAAACGCAAUUUCUUCAGUAUUAGACGUCAGCCUCACCUCAAGGUCUUUACAACGUUCAAGAUUAUCAUGAUCAUUCCUGUUCCUUGGAUGGUUCAGCUUUAAAACCAUCUAACUCACGAGCAAGAUGCAGCUUUGAAUUUUGCACUUUGUAAACGUUGGAGACGCUCUUUACCUAAGAGGUGUGAAAUCAGUAGACGUGGAGGAGAAAACCAGCAUCAGUGCUACAUUUGGUUUGAUGAAAUGUUGACUGAUUGUGUGCCAAUGAGAAUGCCAGUUGGAGUUAAAGAAAUCUUUUGACAGGAAUAUGCUUAUCUUGCUGAGAGUUAGAUGAGAAAAUUUAUGCCACUUUGUGUGAAGCUACAGCCAGAAGGCAGUUAGCUUAACUUAGCAUUAAGACUGGAAACAGCUAGCCUGGCUGUGUGAAAGCAGCACCUCAAAAGCUCACUCAUUAACACUUUGUAUAUUUAGUUUGUUCAGUCUAAAAACGGCAAUUUGCAGCUUUACAGGGGUUAUUUGCCUGAUAAUUAUGUAUCAUAAAAUCCACCACAUAACCCCCCGUAAAACAGCAAAUUGAUAUUUUUACAGUUCAUGUUAAACAAACGAGAAACAACGCAUUAAUCCAUUAACUUUAGAGGUGCUGGUAUGCAGAUUUUGUUUCCAAUGGACAGAGCCGGGCUAGCUGUUUCCCCCUGUUUUCAGUCUUUAUGCUAAGCUAGGCUAACUGUCAGACAUGAGUGUUAUUAAUGUACUCCUCUAACUCUCAACAACAAAGUCAUUAAGCAUAUUUCCCAAAACAUGGUUCGGUUUACAUUGAGCUGGUUUGAUUCAGGUCUGGUUAGCGUAAGAUCAGGAUCAGGGUCCUCCUAUUCAGGUUUUGAGAAAGAUGUACUGGUAAUAAAAAGGGUUGUUUUGCUGUUUGAGUUUCAUCUUUGAUAUAUUUUCAGACAAACUAUUGAGAGUCUGUUGGUCCUAGUGCACAUUCUCUGUAAUAACUUUGGAAUCCAGCCUUUCUCGGCCCACCGUCACAUUACUAACGUCCUCUGCACUGCUACAGCAUAAAAUCCCCCAUGGAAAGCCAUCCCUCCCCGGAGAAGGUCAGACAGAUUCUGCUGCUCAGGCAGCCAUUUUUCUAUGGCUCCCUCUGUUUCUUUGUUUUGUUUAUUAACCCAUGCUCCUUAAGUUUAAUGUUGCAUAUUGCACUGAAAUUAAUCGGCCUUGUUUUAGCACAGUGUGCGAUGAUACUACUCUGGUGUGAUCCCAAUCCAGUAAUCAGUUAUUAUACACAGAAAUCAGUCACAAUAGACACUGAUCAGCUUUUUGGUAAAGCUAACUGUAAAAGAUGAAGAAUGUGCUUGAAGUUACUGUAUUUACUCGAAAAGGUUUAUGGUGUUGAUGCAUCAGUUUGAGUUCUUCAAUGAUUGAAGAAAAGGAAGAUAGACUGAUUUUAAUGCUCAUUACUUGGCCCAUAAGUCCUCCCAAAAUUCAAACAGAUUCUCUUGUGCACAGCUCUAAACCCAGGGGUUCGGUUGUAAUACCAAAGUAUCGCUCACAUCCUAGCUUUAUUUAACCUCUUUGUCUCAUUUAAUUGUUAUCACAGCCACAAUUUAUUCGUUUUUAUUCCGUUUUUAGAAACAUUUGCACAUUGGCUCCGGUAUCAGAUGGCCCCCAGAUUUGUGGUGUAACUUCAGAAAACCACAGUUGAUUAAAAAAAAAAAAGAAGAUGUUUGUGUCGUCAAGAAUGUGUGCUGUGUGGGUUUGUAGCUCUAAAGGUAAGCGCUGUGUAUUUAUAGGAGUUAUGUAAUUGACACAACUCACCUUCAGUACCAGCUUAGCGCCGAAAGAGGGCGAUAUUGCACAGAAAUGAAGUGGCAGCCUGAAGAUGAGUGUGGAUUUUAAAAUGAUGAAAGUGCUACAGAGUGUUUUGUUACAGACAUUUGACAAUAAAUGUUUUCUAUCCUACCCCCCCACCCCCCCAAAUUAAAGCGUAAAAUUAUAGAGAAGUUGUCUGAAACCCCCCUUUUUAUCCACUGAACGCUCUGCACAUUGUCCGUACUACCUGUUUGAAUGUUUUAGCUCAAUUUCAGGGACCAAAUGUGAGUUGCUCCUGAUGACUCACCUGCUGUCAUAGCAAUGAUAUCUCUGUGAAGCUGUUUGUGGGGCCGUUUCUGCAUGUUUGUCUGUAUGAUUCAUAGGAGACACGUGACAAUGUGAGUGGUGUUGUUGUAUACUGUGUCGGUUUGUGCGGUUGUGCAUGUGAGUAGUAGAACAGGAUCUUAAUUUAUUUUCUUUCAUUAAAGGGGGCUGUUCAUAUUCCUUUUUUGGACCGCUUAAUUGUCAGAAAGAGCGAAAACCUAAUUAUAAGUGACGCUGUGUUCAGAGGAGCAGCUCACUGAACAAUGUCUUACAUAAUGUGUUGGAAACCUUUUUUAUUUGAUGUGUUAGAAAUGACUUUUCUGCCAACUAAACUGCAAGAACUGGACUGAAGUUGUUAGAUCAGUGCACUUACUCUACUUCCUGAGCUGUAUAUAGCCAUAGUGUAAAAAGUCUUCACCAGAAGUGUGAUAAAAGUGUAACCAAUAUGAGCGGAUAUGAACAAACUAACCAAUGGAUACUAUUUUGAUAUUCACACAGUUGGAGUAUUCACACCCAGUGCCAUGAUCAGUCAUGAUGAAUAUUGUUUGUUUUUUUCCGCUGAAGGUUCUGUGAUUCAGCCACCGCAAGUGUGUGUGUGUGUGUGUGUGUGUGUGUGUGUGUGUGUACUGCAAUAUCUAAGGAGACACCCAGCAACUAAUAAUCCCCUCUAGACUUUAAAAAUGCCAUCGCACUGCAGCGAGACGCCCAGCUCAAUAAUCCUGUCUUUUUCAUAGGCUUAUAACUAAAGCUGCCCCCUCAGUCUACUGUCAUCCAAAUGCCACAUAUUCCCCCCGGACACAUACUGUGUACUGCUGCGAUUGCAUGUGCAGUGCAGCGCAGAUAACGUGUGAAUGGACUAUACGGACAAUCCCACAAGACACAAUGUUGUACAAAAUCCAAAGUGGCACUUGUAGAUAAUGUACAAUAUGUUCUUUUUUAAUUUUUUUACCAGCCAAACUGCUGAUAUUUAUAACUAUUGCCUAUUUAUGUACAAAUUGUUCUCCUGUACAUUCUCAACAUUCAGUUGAAAUAAACAUCUUUUGCAGUAUAAA
Molecule: messenger RNA, 4049 nt
Organism: Micropterus dolomieu (smallmouth bass)
Lineage: Eukaryota; Metazoa; Chordata; Actinopteri; Centrarchiformes; Centrarchidae
Product: transmembrane protein 170B-like
Exons: 2
Coding region: 29-328 (99 amino acids)
Biological process (GO): negative regulation of canonical Wnt signaling pathway
Cellular component (GO): plasma membrane
Source: RefSeq, a predicted model, not a curated record